This is a messenger RNA of Pocillopora damicornis (cauliflower coral), 1830 nucleotides long. RefSeq names its product N-acetylglucosamine-1-phosphotransferase subunit gamma. Gene Ontology annotation, cellular component: Golgi apparatus. The record is from RefSeq and is a predicted model, not a curated record. NCBI's taxonomy places the organism in Eukaryota, Metazoa, Cnidaria, Anthozoa, Scleractinia, Pocilloporidae.
GAAAUACAAAAUGGAGGCAGUCAUAGCGCAUAAUGAAAGACUAAGCCAUGGUUUAGUUGCCAUUUUUAUGUUAUUCUUAUUUAUUGAAGUUUCCGGGCCUGAAAAGGUGAAAAUUGUUGAAGCACCAGCAGUCUACAGAUCUGGACAAAUGAGUAAUAGUUAUCAGCCUGCUAGACAUAUAUCUCAAAGUGAAACUAAGCUUGCUGCCAGAGUAAAACCUAGUGUUGUGUCAGGUCCACCACAUCUCCAAGUAUUGGCUGGAAAAUGCUUUACAUUGAUACAUAAUGGGUACAAGUAUGAGUUUUGUCCAUUCCACAAUGUGACACAAAAGGAACAGACAGUAAGAUGGAAUGCAUUUUCUGGAGUUUUGGGUGUCUGGAAAGAAUGGGUCAUUGUGAACAACACAUUUGAAGCCAUGCUGUUAGCUAAUGGUGACAUGUGUCCUGGAGAGAAACCAAGACAGACAAAGGUAUUUCUUAGAUGUGGAGAUCAUAACAAGGUUAUCUCUGUAGUAGAGCCCACUAUUUGUCAUUAUGAAUUAAGAUUUGAGACACCACUGGCUUGUCCUAUAGAUGCCUUCCUAGUUUAUCCAGUGCUAAGUGCUGAGGGCCAGAAAGAGUGGGAACAGAUUGAAGAAGCACUCUAUCGCAAAGAGCUGACUCUUCAAGGCUACAACAAGUACAGAAAAGCUCUUUUCCAAAAGGAAAACUUGAUUCCAAAUGACAGCAACAAAGAAAAAGGGAAAGAUAAAAAAGGUAGCAAAAACAGCUCAUUUGAAGGAGAUCUUAACUCACAUGCUGGCGAUGACCAUAAAGGAAAGAUUGCCAGCUUUCAUUCUAAAGAAGAGUGUUCCAAGGCUUACAGCGAUCUUUUGGCUGAGGUACAAAAACUUAGGAAGCUCUUAAAUAUGAGCUGCUCUGGAUGCAAUGACUCUAUGGAUACCCACACAAAUGGAGCUGUCCAGUCAAACAUAGAUUUUAUAAAUAUGACAGGAGUAGCAAGUAGUAACACUGAGAGAUCUGUUAAGCAGAACCUAAAGAUGCAAGAACCUUUAAGAGGUGACAGAGAUAAACUAAAAGAACUAAGGAAAACUCUGGAAACUAAAGAAAAGAAGGGAUUCCAGUCUAUAGUAGAAAAUCUGCGAGGGGAUCUAGGAGUGAAAAAAAAUCAAUCUACAGAUUUAAGGGAAAGCAAGCAAAGGAAAUCUGAUAUGUUAAUGAAUGCCAAUGAGAGCUAGGACUUAAAAUGAAUCAGCAUGAAUCUGGAUCAGAGACAUGAUUUAACUAGAAAGUAGGCUUCUCUGACAGCUAUAUGUUCUUCCAGAUCUUAUAACAAAAGUACCAGGAUAUGGUAGUUUCGUUGUAAGAUAAAAGGAAAGUGUUGCAUCUUCAUUGGAGCUCCAAGAUGUACAUGUAAUUUCUGGAGACUGGCAUGAAGUCUGGGGUAUUCUUCCAAUCAUUCUUCUUGUACCUCCAAAAUACUCAGGAAUGAAAUUGCUUUUUCUCAAGGUGUUUUCAAAGAUGGGAGUUACAUUGUCUUGUUUGAAAGUGAAAUGUUAGUUAGUGGGAGCAUGGCUGUAGACAUUAAACCACCGAACAGUUACAUUGCCAUUGAUGGUUUUCCUUAGUCUCUUGGAUCUCAAUAAUUUAACUUAGCCUUAGUCACUGUAAAUCUUUCUCUAUGUUGAACGAUGGUAGCAAAUCAUCAAGAUGAGUGGUUAGGAUGGCUGUUGGGAAGAGGUUUGCAAUAUUUCCUCUGUUUCAUAUGAUAUUUCAUUUGUCAGGGAAAUGUUACUUUAAUUCAGUCAAAUAAAAGAAUUUUGAAAACCAA